Molecule: messenger RNA, 639 nt
Organism: Stomoxys calcitrans (stable fly)
Lineage: Eukaryota; Metazoa; Arthropoda; Insecta; Diptera; Muscidae
Product: nuclear receptor 2C2-associated protein
Exons: 3
Coding region: 144-578 (144 amino acids)
Source: RefSeq, a predicted model, not a curated record
CGUUUUGUCAUGCGUUGACGCUUUAAAUUCUUUAUGGUGAGAGGACACGCGAAACGAGUUCUAAUUAGUCAUCCCUGUAUUUAUUUUUUAACAGCUGAUUUGAUUUGUUAUUUACCGCUGUUCUCCAGCGAAAGUUAACAAGCAUGGACAAACAAAGCAUAUUAUCAAGUGAAAACUUUAAAUGCAGUGUCAGUUCGGUAUUAAAUAAGGAUACAAAACAACACGGGAAACAGUUUUUGUACGAUGGACAAGAUGACACAGCAUGGAGUUCAAAUGAGGGUUCACCACAAUACAUAUCUAUAGAAUUUGAAAAUUUGCAAAGUAUUUCCUCGUUCAGUUUGCAAUUUCAAGGCGGAUUUGCAUCUAAGGAAGGCAGAAUUGAAAUCCAAAGGGAAAAAGAUGAAACAGGCGGUAGUACCGCAUAUGAUCAAACCUUCUACGCUGAUGAUGUCAAUUCUGUACAAUGUUUCAAGCUGGAAGAACCACAGACGCGAGUGAGAAGAGUAAAAUUCGUGUUUAAUACAAGCACUGAUUUUUUUGGCCGCAUUAUAGUGUAUAGCCUAAAAAUUUUUAAGUAAAAACUUUUGUACAUUUUGAGCAUGUUUUUGGUACAUAUUAAAAGAUCCUCAUUAACCUUUA